Messenger RNA from Penicillium taxi, 2862 nucleotides. RefSeq names its product ATP-binding protein. Bases 1 to 2862 code for a protein of 953 amino acids. The record is from RefSeq and is a predicted model, not a curated record. Lineage: Eukaryota; Fungi; Ascomycota; Eurotiomycetes; Eurotiales; Aspergillaceae. The transcript is spliced from 2 exons. Gene Ontology annotation, molecular function: ATP binding; ATP hydrolysis activity.
AUGACUGUGGAGCUUUCAGAUGGCAACAGGGACGGAAAUUCCCUGAACGUCCCUGAGGAUGGCCAAUCCACCUACAUCCGGAGGCUGGAGGAGCGCCUUAUCGCCCUUGAACAAAGAUUACUCGAUAUAGAGGGCACUAAGCAAGAGCAUAACGAUGACAAGGUAGACCAUGAAGACAAGGAAAAGAACAAACUAAGCCAUCCAUCCUUCCCACCAAUGGUCCCAGAGGUUCGAAGUGUCAAUUACCUCCAAGCCUUCCAUCAUACCUUCACAGAACGAAGUAUUCCUGCGAUUGAAUUAAUGUCACUGUCAGCAAGUUGGAACGAUGAAUCUGCUAAGGCGGAAGCCUUUAGAAGGUCCCUGAAGGAGUUUCGUCCAGUGAAAGCAAUAGAGACGGUCAACGACGCCAACGCCAACAGUACGGAGUCGAGAGAUUUUGGGAGAGAUUAUGAGACCUCACAAAUCAGAGUCCUCUCGCUACCUCUUUGUGAGCUGUUGUGGCCGAUCAUCUGCGGCGAAAGGAUCAAACCGAACGAAAUAGCCGUAUUCUACUCUCCUUGGAGGGCGAAUAUCCAUUAUCAUAAAGACGUGAAAGCAAAACUCGUUGAUAUGGAAAGAGAGCAAAUGUUGCUUUUAGAAGAUGGAGAGAAAUCCAAGGCCAGAAAGCUACUGGAAGAGUUGCGAGCAUAUGUGCGGCUGAUAGAUAACGCAAUAAUGCCGUUCUUUUCUAGCUUCAAAACAAUGACUGUCACCGACAGCUUCAAAGUUAGCUGGGAGGAACUUUGGCAUUUGUUCAUCCCGGGAGAAACUAUUUACUAUUCGGAAGCCAAGAGUAAUCCUUCCAAAAUGGAUUACGACAGGCUCAAGAGAAGCGCAAGGCCAGACCAGAGACUAUGGAGGGUCUACACAAGAUACCAGAGCGAUAGUGAUAAUGUUUUUUGGGUCAAGGCAUACUGCAUUGAUUACAAUGGUGAAUCAUACGUCUGCGUGAAAGAGUGGUUUUCUAUCGAGCUUUACCACGGAAGGGUCAGCGUGAAUUCUCUCGAAGUAUAUCCCAUUCGAUUUGCAAAUGAAGAGAAGAAAAUUAUGGAAGAUGCCAUCGAAAUUGGACGAGGCUUCAUGAAAACCCGUGAUUCAAAGCUAAUGGCCCAUACUGGAUGGUCGUUCAUUCCAGGGCAAGACGAAAUUUUUGUGUCUGGCGAUGUGGUGGUCAAUUUUGAAGAAACAUUCAAAGCUCAUCCGGACUGGAAGCCUCUGAGCAAGCUGCCCUCGACAGGAUUUAUCGGGCGUCGCGGGGCUGGAGAAAGUGUGGAAAGCGAAGCUGUUUGGUAUUGGACAGAUGGACAGGCGCUCAAGGAGUUUCACCCUAUGUGUAUCAGUUGGGAGGAGCAUCAGAUUCCACGGUCUACCAAGAUCGAAUAUUGUCGCAACCAAGAUCUAUUUCUAUCUGCUUUGAUCAAGAACGACUCGAUCAAGUACACGCCGCGGGAAGAAGACCUUCAUCUGCUGCCUAGUAGACUCUUUGGAUAUUCACUACAGGAUAGAAGAUUUGUCACAUUGGAUCUUUCAAAUCUUCGGCAGAUUGAAGAGAGCAGAGACAAGUUCAAGGAUCUAAUUAUCAAUAGGGAUCAUGAGGGCAUGCUUCGUGCGCUAGUUGAAUCCCAUUUCAGAAGAAAAAGGGUCAAUGAAGCCACAGGCAUCUCAACUACUAAUCAGGAUAUUGUUCAGAAUAAAGGCAGGGGUCUAGUUAUUCUACUCCAUGGAGUUCCUGGUGUUGGCAAAACAUCGACAGCGGAAACGAUCGCUAGUGACUUCCAGAAACCCUUGCUCCCUAUCACUUGUGGUGAUCUAGGAUUAGAUCCUGCGACAGUGGAAAAGUCCUUGAAACGAAUUUUUCGAGUGGCGCAGCUGUGGGAUUGUAUUCUGUUGCUUGAUGAGGCAGACGUAUUCCUUUCCGAAAGAGUAUUAUCUGAUUUGAGUCGUAAUGCGCUGGUAUCAGUCUUCCUCCGCGUCCUGGAUUAUUAUUCCGGAAUUCUGUUUCUCACCACAAACCGUGUGGGCACCAUCGACGAAGCAUUCAAAUCUCGAAUCCACAUCAGCCUGUACUACCCGUACCUUGAGCUAGAGCAAACUGAGAAAAUCUGGGAAGUCAACCUUAAUCGGCUGGCGGCCAUAGAGGCGGAGCAAAGUGGUGAACAGACACCCUUGUCAAUUGACCGUCACGAUAUUCUCGCCUUUGCAAGAAAGCAUUUCAAAAAAAGCAAUACCGGCAAAGGCAGGUGGAAUGGCCGACAAAUUCGGAAUGCGUUCCUCAUCGCCUCAGCUCUUGCUCACUACGAGAAAACUCAUGGCAUUCAAAAUGACACAAACCCACACGACCUCAAUGCCCGACAUUUCAAAACUGUAGUUACAGCUGGUACAGGGUUUGAAAAGUACCUUCUUGCAACCAGGGGCAUGACAGAUCAAGAGGCAGCUUAUCUCAACAAUACCCGGGCUGACCACAUUCAGUCACCAGAAUCUAGAGCCAAUGCUCAAGGAUCACCACAGCCAUCCGCAGCUAAGCCCCCAACGUAUCCAGGAUGGGCCAAUCAGUAUCCUUCUCACCCAUCUUUUACGCCUUCACAAGCCCAGCCAGUGUAUAAUGCGGCUACUCGCUCACCUUCUGCCAAUAACUUCUAUCCUCGGCAACCGCACCAGCCGCAUUAUGUUGUUCAGGUUCCAACCUCACAGGAUCAAUUUGGGCAGCCACCAAUGGCUACAGGAUACCCUCAACCACGGAUGCUGACACCAGUGCCCCAGGAUCAGUCUUAUGAACAGGGCUGGAACACGCACCACGGAAUCGAUGAUGACUCGGAAAUUUAA